AUGGCUCUACCACCCUGCCACUGCUUGGUGCAAUUCUCUGUAGCUAAUGAAGAAUUAUCUUGUUUACUGUAUCAACGAAGUGCAGACAUGGGUCUUGGAGUGUCAUUUAACAUUGCCAGUUAUACCCUUCUCACGUAUAUGUUAGCACAUGUCACAGGUUUGAAGAUUGAACGUAUACCAAAGCCAUUUCCCAAAUUGAAUAUUACCAGGUUAGCCCAAGAUAUUGAUCAAUUUAAGCCUGAGGAUUUCGAGCUCAUUGAAUACCAUAGACAUCCAAAGAUCCAAAUGGAUAUGGCUGCAUUGUGGAGCAAGCCAACCAGUCAAAAAUUGGUGGAUCAAAAUUUGAAGGUUGACAUCGAACAGAUCGAAAAUGGUACUCCGUUGCCAUAG
Messenger RNA from Athalia rosae (coleseed sawfly), 390 nucleotides. RefSeq names its product thymidylate synthase-like (gene Ts). Gene Ontology annotation, cellular component: mitochondrion; cytosol. Gene Ontology annotation, molecular function: thymidylate synthase activity. Lineage: Eukaryota; Metazoa; Arthropoda; Insecta; Hymenoptera; Athaliidae. The transcript has 3 exons. Gene Ontology annotation, biological process: dTMP biosynthetic process. The record is from RefSeq and is a predicted model, not a curated record. Bases 1 to 390 code for a protein of 129 amino acids.